Messenger RNA from Rhizophagus irregularis DAOM 181602=DAOM 197198, 2091 nucleotides. RefSeq lists its product as uncharacterized. The record is from RefSeq and is a predicted model, not a curated record. Lineage: Eukaryota; Fungi; Glomeromycota; Glomeromycetes; Glomerales; Glomeraceae. Gene Ontology annotation, biological process: mRNA splicing, via spliceosome. Gene Ontology annotation, cellular component: spliceosomal complex; Prp19 complex.
AUGAGGAUAAUAAUAAAGGGUGGUAUUUGGAAAAAUACUGAAGACGAGAUCUUGAAGGCUGCAGUUAGCAAAUAUGGCAAAAACCAGUGGGCCCGUAUAUCUUCGUUAUUAGUUAGAAAAUCACCAAAACAAUGUAAAGCUAGGUGGUAUGAAUGGUUAGACCCCAGUAUUAAAAAAACUGAGUGGUCAAAAGAAGAGGAUGAAAAAUUACUUCACCUUGCUAAAUUGAUGCCGACACAAUGGCGUACAAUUGCGCCUAUCGUUGGAAGGACACCAUCUCAAUGUCUUGAACGAUAUCAAAGAUUAUUAGAUGAAGCUGAAGCUAAGGAAGGAGCAGAUCUGGGUUUAACAGGGCCAGUUGGAGAUGCAGGUCCUAGUGCUGAUGAUGUUCGAAGAUUGAGGCCUGGAGAAAUUGAUCCUGAUCCUGAAACUAAACCUGCAAGGCCAGAUCCUGUUGAUAUGGAUGAGGAUGAAAAGGAAAUGUUAUCAGAGGCUCGAGCUCGUUUGGCCAAUACUCAGGGUAAAAAAGCUAAACGUAAAGCGCGUGAAAAACAAUUAGAAGAAGCUAGACGAUUAGCUUCGCUACAAAAGCGACGAGAGUUAAAAGCUGCCGGAAUUGAUUUAAAAGUUAAAAAGAAGAAAAAAGGGAUGGAUUAUAAUGCUGAUAUACCAUUCGAAAAGAAACCAGCUCCUGGAUUUUAUGAUAUUUCCGAGGAAAAAAAUCGUCAGUUAGAUCAAGGACUCUCUAAUAAACUAGAUGGUAAACGAAGAUCUGAUGCUAAUGAUGAGAAAAAAGGGAAAAAGCAAAAAACUAAUAAGGGCGAAAAUGAGGGUGGUCCGAUUAAUUUUGUACCUGCCAAAAAUUCUCAAUUGAAUAAGCUUAAACAGGCUGAACAAAUUAGUAAGAGAAGAAAACUUGUUCUUCCAGCUCCACAAGUAGGAGAGAAUGAACUUGAAGAGAUUGUAAAAAUUGGGUUUGCUGGGGAAAACACUAAAGCUGUUGUAGGAGAAACUGCUUCACUUGGUGACUAUACACCAUCUACUAGUUUACCAUUAAGAACUCCAAGGACACCUAGUGGGUCUAUGCAAACACCAAGAACUCCUGCUACUAUAUUGUCUCUUAAAACGCCAAGAACGCCAGGUUCAGCCAGUGCUGCAACAAUAAAGCAACUUAGAGCUGGACUAUCUAAUUUGCCAGCACCAAAAAAUGAUUUUGAAAUCGUUUUGCCUGAAAUUGAAAUGCAGGAAGAUAAGGAAGAUGAUAUGAAAGGAAUAGAAGAAGAUGCUAGUGAAAGGGAUAAAAAAAUCAAAGCCCAACUUGAAGAAGAAGAGCAAGCACGACUUUUACGUAGAUCUCAAGCUAUUCAACGCGAUCUUCCCCGUCCUAUUCAAAUCAAUGCAAAAUCAUUUCUAGAAGCUUCUUUAUCUGAAGAUUCUCCUAGUGAACUUUUUGAAAUCGAAAGAUUAAUAAACACAGAAAUGAUACAAUUACUGAACCAUGAUGCAAUCAUGUAUCCCGUUCAUGGAAGUAAAAUUGUUGGUAAAGAUGUAGACGAAUCCUUUGAAGAAUUUUCUGAUGAUUUAAUGGAUAAAGCAAGACAAGCCAUUGAAGAAGAACUUGCUAUUAAUAAUUUUACCAUUCCUGAACCCGAUGAUUCUCAUGAUGAUAUGUGGCAUCUAUUGCAUGAAAAUGCUGAAACUGACAAUUCACAAAAGCAGCUAGAAAUAAACCGUAAUAUUAUGGUUAAAGACACCACUAAAGCAUCCAAAUUAGAAAAGAAGUUAAAUAUUACGUUAGCCGGUUAUCUGACACGAUCACGAACUUUAUCAAAAAAAAUUACGGAAAUAUUUGAAGAAAUUGAUCAAGCAAAAAUUGAAUUGAAUUCCUUUCAAUCGUUAAAUAUAUCCGAGAAAAAUGCAAUACCCAAGCGAAUUGAGGCUAUCCAAAAUGAAGUUGAUUACCUUAGCAAGCGUGAGUCUGAACUUCAACAACGAUAUUCUCAAUUGUCAAUUGAAAAACAAGACUUGCAAGAACGUAUUAAUGGUUUACUUAAAGAAAGUCAAAAUAAUCAAGAAUCAAAAAAUGAAUAG